This is a messenger RNA of Hemisphaericaspora subhashii, 2673 nucleotides long. It is a transcript of the gene ALR1, whose product is annotated as Mg(2+) transporter. NCBI's taxonomy places the organism in Eukaryota, Fungi, Ascomycota, Pichiomycetes, Serinales, Debaryomycetaceae. Gene Ontology annotation, biological process: intracellular magnesium ion homeostasis; magnesium ion transmembrane transport. Gene Ontology annotation, molecular function: magnesium ion transmembrane transporter activity. Bases 1 to 2673 code for a protein of 890 amino acids. Gene Ontology annotation, cellular component: plasma membrane. The record is from RefSeq and is a predicted model, not a curated record. The transcript has a single exon.
AUGUCUGAUAACGAAAGCUACCGUUCUUCUGCCCUUCAAAUGCCAAAGGCAGAUGAAUUAUUACAUGAUCAUAGACAUCAACUGUCUUUACCUCCAAAUUAUGAUUCUUCAGCAAUUUCAGAUGAUGAUGAUGAAGAUGAAGAAGAUGAAAUUGAUGAUAACGAUGCCCAACUUCAACAAUCAAAGAGAAAACCUUCUAGAAGACCUUCUAAAAGAACUCCAUCUAAUGUUAAUCCUGAUUAUGCUUCAAGACAACAACGUAACUACAUGCCAUCCUUACGUAGGGACUUUUAUCUUAAAGAUGAGGAAGAUACUUUAUCUUCUUCUUUAUCUCCAAAUAUGCCAAUUAGAAAUACUGCUACUGCUAUUGGUUCAACUGUAACUAGAAGAAAAUCCCAUUCCGUUAAUGAAACUUAUCUGGAUAUUCCUCCUCCACCAACAACUGGGAUUUUAUAUAAGAAUUCAUUAGGUCCACCUCAAACUUCCAAUAAGAAAUCAAAAGGUAAUCAUCGUAGCAAUUCAAACAAUUUUGAAAGUGAUUUAGUUAGUCCAAUGACAAAAUGUAAAACUAAUGAUAGUGACCUUUCUAAUUUUGGCGGUAAAAAAGGUAAUGGUGCUGGUGAGCGUCGUCAAUCAAGAUCUUCUAUUGAUAGUGAAGCAGAUUCUCAUGCUUCUAGAUCAUCUCAAGAAACUGAAGAAGAUGUUUGUUUCCCAUUAUUAAGAGAACAUGUUAGAAUUAAUGGUAUUGAUUUUGAUGAAAUUGAAGAAUUCAUUAAAGAUGAAACUGAAGAAAGAAAUAUGAUUAUGAAACAACAACAAUUGAUUGCUGAAAGAAAUGCUCAAAGAUUUAGUAUUGAUCAUGCAUUGGCAACUUCUGCAUCUUCCCGUCAUUCAAAUGCUGCUUUAAAAUAUACUCCUAAAAAUAUUUUGAAAAAGACUCAAACUAGAUUAUCUCAAUUUAGAACUAGGGCAACAAGUACCAAUGAUUUUCCAUCAUCAACAACAGCACCACCAACCAUUAGAGCUCCAUCUACUAUUCAUGAUUCUGCAUCUUCUUAUGAAGAAGAAUAUGAAUUAAAAGGUAUGUCACCCCACCUUCAUGAAGAUGACCAAUCGACAACCUCUUCAACUUUAGAGCAAGUCAAAUUUGGUGGUGCUCGUAUUACUGAUGGUACUAUUGGAUCCUUACCUGAUAGAUUUUCUUUUUUCCAUUCAAAUUCAGAAGAAACGGUUCAUGCCCCUGAUAUUCCAUCACUUGUUGGUCCAGGACAAUCAGUACGUGAUUUAUUUCAAAAUGGGGAAGAAACUUGGUGGUUGGAUUGUACUUGUCCCACUGAUGCCGAGAUGAAAAUGUUGGCCAAAGCAUUUGGAAUUCAUCCUUUAACUGCUGAAGAUAUUAGAAUUCAAGAACGUCGUGAAAAGGUUGAAUUAUUUAGAAAUUAUUAUUUUGUUUGUUUUCAUACAUUUGAAGGUGAUAAAGAAAGUGAAGAUUAUUUGGAAUUAAUUAAUGUAUAUAUGGUUAUUUUCCGGGAAGGGGUUUUAUCUUUCCAUUUUUCACCAAUUACUCAUCCGGCAAAUGUUAGAAGAAGAGUUAGACAAUUGAGAGAAUAUGUUGAUGUUAGUGCUGAUUGGCUUUGUUAUGCCUUGAUUGAUGAUAUUACUGAUGGGUUUGCUCCCGUGAUUACAGGAAUUGAAUAUGAAGCCGAUGCAAUUGAAGAUUCGGUUUUCCUUGGUAGAAGUGUUGAUUUUAGUAAUAUGUUGAAAAGAAUUGGUGAAUCAAGAAGAAAAGUUAUGGCAUUGAUGAGAUUAUUAACUGGUAAAGCCGAUGUUAUUAAAAUGUUUGCAAAACGUUGUCAAGAUGAAGCUAUGGAUAGUAAUUAUCAACAUCAACAACAACAACAGUUCCUUCAACAACAACAACAAUUUAAUCAACAACAACAACAAUUCAAUCAACAACAACAACACCAGCAACAUCAACAACAACAGGUUUCACCUUUAGGGUCAACUGUAAACCUUCAAUCGGAAUAUCCAAUUGGUUUCAAUCAAGGUGGGGUUGGUGGAGUCAGUUUUGGACCAGGCCCUGGUUCAAUCCCAGCUUCAACUUCAACUCCAACCGUAGGAAUUGUCCCUCCACCUACACCUAUUGCAGCAACAACAGCUACAACCCCUCAUCAUCAACAUCCAACCAAUGCCCGUCCACGUGCAGAUAUAGCAUUAUAUUUAGGAGAUAUUCAAGAUCAUGUGGUUACCAUGUUUCAAAAUUUAUUAGCUUAUGAAAAGAUUUUUUCAAGAAGUCAUUCAAAUUAUUUAGCUCAAUUACAAGUUGAAUCAUUUAAUCUGAAUAAUCGAAUUACGGAAAUGUUUUCCAAGGUGACUUUGAUUGGUACGAUGCUUGUUCCAUUGAAUCUUAUUACUGGGUUAUUUGGGAUGAAUGUACAUGUUCCUGGUGAAGGUAUUGAUACUUUAGCUUGGUUUUUUGGGAUUGUGGGGGUUUUGAUUGCCGUGAUUAUUGGGUCGUUUAUUUUUGCUCAAUGGUGGUUGGGGAAAUUGAAUAAUAAUAAUGGUGCUGAACCGGCAAUGGUUAGUUCAAGAAGAUCGAUUAAGAGUUUGGGAUUGAGAAGAAAUAGAGAUGCUGCGAAGUCGAUUCUUAGUUAUCCUAAUAAAUAUGAAUGA